GCAAUGUCUUAAUAAUGCCGAGAAUACUGUGGCAAGGAACGACAAAGAAUAAUAGAGAAAGCCAUAGCUACAGCCUAGGUACAGUGUACGGAGGAGCAUCCACGCUGAUACGUCGAGUCACAUGAUCAUACCGUGACCUGAGCAAGCGUUCAUAGAGUUCGCGCAGGAUAUCCUGUCUAUUGUCAUCCCUGUCCAGAAUCAAGCAGACGACAGUUGCUCGUCGAAGUAUCAAUAUCCGGUUGAUCACCGUCUCUAGUCGGCAGCAGGAAUCUGUUGAAGGUCAAAGUCAAAACCAACUAUUACUGCUGUACGAAGUCUCGCAUCCUCUACACGCCUUGACAGUAUCUGCAACAUUCUAUGUCUUCAAAGGUGAAGUUAUAGCAUCAUGGUUACAAUCUCAGCAGUCAGAGAAUCCAACGAGCUCAUCAAAACCGCUCUUCCUCCUGGCAUUGUGGCUGUUUUCAUCGGCGCAACCAGCGGCAUCGGCAGGGCCACUCUCCUUCGAUUCGCAAAAUAUGCUCGACAGCCCCGGAUAUACUUUGUUGGUCGCUCAGAGGAGGCGGCUGAUAGAUUCACAGAUCAGCUUCGAGACAUGAACCCAGAUGGCGAAUACAUCUUCAUCAAAGCGGAUGUGAGUCUGCUCCAUGGAGUAGACAAAGUGUGUGAACAGAUCAAAGAGAGAGAACAGAGCAUCAGCAUCCUGUUUCAGAGUCAAGGAACCUUAGACUUUUACUCUGAAACGUCGGAGAAGCUGAGUCUCAUCCUCGCUCUCACAUACUACUCCCGCAUGCGCUUUAUUGUCAAUCUUCUCCCACUCCUUCAACUAUCUCCGUCGAUUAGCCGAGUUGUGUCUGUCAUGGCUGCAACCAAAGAAAAACAAAUGGAUCCCAAUGAUAUUCCUGGGAACAAGAUCUCUCCUUGGAGAGCUCGCGGACAUCUUGCUUCGAUGAUGACGUUGAGUAUGGAAUGCCUAGCCGACAGGGCGCAUCAAGUGAGCUUUAUUCAUGAUUACCCGGGAUUUGUGCAUACCGGACUUGCGGAUACGAUGAAAGGGCUCUUCGGGGUGAUUAUGAGGGUACUCCUUCCCAUCAUCCGCCUUUUCAUGUCAAAGGAAUAUAUACCGAUUGAAGAAAGUGGUGAACGACAUGUCUUUCUAGCGACGAGCCCGAAAUAUCCGGCUAAGGAAGAGACAGAGAGUCAAUCGCAGGAUAGCACUGCCAUGGCUGAUCGCGUGGAAACGGCGGUAGGUAGUGAUGGCCGGGUUGGGAGUGGUGUUUACACUGUGGGCGCGCUUGGUGAGAGCGCUGAUGAAACAGUGCUGAGGGUUCUGGACGACUUGAGACAGGAGGGAAUGAAAGAGAAGAUUUGGCAGAACCUACAAGACGAGUUUGAACGGAUUACGGGAAAGAUCUCCGUUUGAUGUUGACGUUGGGCUUCCUUUCCUUUUGAUGUAUGUUUUCUGCCAGCACCUUUGUCUUCUGUUCUAGCCAGCUACCAAUAAUAAUAUGUUUCUCCAGCCAUAAUCAAU
Messenger RNA from Monascus purpureus, 1528 nucleotides. NCBI's taxonomy places the organism in Eukaryota, Fungi, Ascomycota, Eurotiomycetes, Eurotiales, Aspergillaceae. The record is from the annotation of a GenBank genome assembly.